UGCGUUGCUGCCGCUCUUGGUCUGUAAGUGCUGUAGCAAACUAGAGAAGACUGGUCGAGGAUUAACGUCUGCGUUUCGUCUUACAUAUACACAAAUAUACCGCAUAUUCAUUAUUUUUAAUCCCUGUCGAGAGUGUUGACAAACACUAUCGAGCAUGUUCUCGUUUGGAGGGAUUUCAGCACACAUCAGUGCCAACAGGCUAAAGUCAGAUGGGGUGGGUUCCUUUGAGAAGGCUGUCCAUUUUCAAAACCAGGUGUUCGAAGAGCUUAGACAGGAGUGUCUGGAAGGGGGUUAUCUGUUUGAGGACCCUUGCUUCCCUGCUGCACCACAGUCACUUGGCUUCAAGGAGCUUGCACCACACUCUUCCAAAACACGUGGAGUGGAAUGGAUGAGACCCACGGAGUUAUGUACAGAUCCCCAGUUUAUUCUUGGAGGUGCCACAAGAACAGAUAUCUGUCAGGGAGCUCUUGGUGAUUGCUGGCUUCUGGCUGCCAUUGCAUCUCUGACUCUUAAUGAGCAGGUUCUCCACCGAGUGGUCCCUCAUGGGCAGAGCUUUCAAGAGGACUAUGCAGGGAUUUUUCAUUUUCAAUUUUGGCAGUUUGGAGAGUGGGUGGAUGUUGUGAUUGAUGAUCAACUGCCCGUCAAGGAUGGAGAGCUCAUGUUUGUGCAUUCUGCAGAAGGAAAUGAGUUCUGGAGUGCAUUGAUUGAAAAAGCUUAUGCCAAGUUAAAUGGGUCCUAUGAGGCUUUAUCAGGUGGGUCCACCACUGAGGGAUUUGAAGACUUUACUGGAGGUGUGUCAGAGAUGUACGAACUAAGCAAAGCUCCAAAGGACUUGUACCGCAUCAUCUCGAAAGCACUGGAAAGAGGCUCACUACUGGGUUGCUCCAUUGAUAUCACCAGCAGUUUUGACAUGGAGUCAGUAACCUUCAAGAAGCUGGUAAAGGGCCAUGCAUAUUCGGUGACUGGCCUCAAUGAGGUAAAUUUUAGGGGACAUGUGGAGAGACUGAUCCGUGUGCGUAAUCCUUGGGGUCAAGUGGAAUGGACUGGUGCCUGGAGUGAUAACUCUUCUGAAUGGGAUGAGGUAGAUCCAUCAGAGCGAGAAGAUUUGUGUCUGCAAAUGGAGGAUGGAGAAUUUUGGAUGUCCUUCAGUGAGUUUUUGCGGCAGUUCUCUAGGUUAGAGAUCUGUAACCUGACACCAGAUUCUCUGAGCGACAGUGCCAUGAGACAUUGGAAUACCAUCAUGUUCCAUGGCGAGUGGAGAAGAGGCAGCACAGCCGGAGGCUGCAGGAACCAUCCUAACACGUUCUGGAUUAACCCACAGUACAAGAUCACCCUCUUAGAGGAGGAUGAUGAUCCAGAAGAUGAUGAGUUGGCUUGCAGCUUUCUUGUAGCACUGAUGCAGAAAGACAGAAGGCGCUUUCGCCGACAAGGCCAGGACAUGCACACUAUUGGAUUUGCCGUUUAUGAGAUUCCUGAAGAGUACAGGGGCUGUCAAAAUGUACAUCUGAAGAAGAACUUUUUUCUGACUAACUCAUCCUGUGCUCGCUCUGAAACCUUUAUCAAUCUGAGAGAGGUCAGUACUCGUUGCCAUCUGCCUCCUGGGGAGUACCUCAUAGUCCCCUCCACAUUCGAACCCAGCAAGGAAGCUGAUUUUGUUCUGCGAGUCUUCACUGAGAAGCAGUCUGAGACAGAAGAGUUGGAUGAUGAGAUCUCUGCAGACUUGGAAGAUGAGGAGGAAAUCACAGAAGAUGACAUUGAUGACAGCUUUAAAUCCAUGUUUGCUCAGCUGGCUGGAGAUGAUAUGGAGAUAUCUGUAUAUGAACUCAGAACCAUACUCAACAGAGUAGUGUCAAGACACAAAGAUCUCAAAACAGAUGGCUUUAGCAUGGAGUCAUGCAGGACUAUGGUGAACCUCAUGGAUAAAGAUGGCAGUGCUCGCUUGGGUUUGGUGGAAUUUCAGAUCUUGUGGAAUAAGAUCAGAAAAUGGCUGACUAUCUACAGACAAUACGAUAUUGAUAAGUCAGGAACAAUGAGCUCGUAUGAGAUGCGUCUUGCUGUAGAGUCAGCAGGAUUCAAGCUUAACAAUACACUGAAUCAGAUCCUUGUUGCCAGAUAUGCUGAAAGUGAAGUCAUUGAUUUUGAUAACUUUAUCUGUUGCCUGGUCAAAUUGGAAGCCAUGUUCAGAUCUUUCCAGCAACUAGACCAGGAAGGAACAGGGGAGGUUGAGCUGAACAUAACAGAAUGGCUGUAUAUCACCAUGUGUGGUUGAAGUAGACAGACACUGAGGACAAUGCAACAGAAAAAAUGCUGCUAAAGCCUUGCCAGCAUAUCUCCUUUACCUCCAAGAAGUGAACACUGCUGUUUGAUUCAUAUGUUUUUGUUAUAAAGUACUGAGCAUAAUGGUGUUUUAAAUUUAAUUUAGAUCAGGAUGAAAAUACCCUUCCUUACAAUAUACUAACCAGUAAUAAGUUUAAUUCUGUUCUCCCCUGUGGAACCAUCUUUAUAACAGAGAAAGAAUUAAUUUAGGUACAGGUAUGGGCUUGAUUAGGUUUUAAAUGUGGUUUGGCCACAGAUAAAUAUUGCAUGUGUGUUUAGUUUUAGACUUCUAGAGAACAUACUGCAUUUGAGUUGAUACACAGGGCUGCAAAGAAAACUGCAACACAAAUAAAAAUUUUAAAGUGUCUAUACUGUCAAUAAACAAAUGUAAUAACACUCAUAA
Trichomycterus rosablanca is the source of this 2719-nucleotide messenger RNA. It is a transcript of the gene capn1a, whose product is annotated as calpain 1, (mu/I) large subunit a. Gene Ontology annotation, cellular component: cytoplasm. NCBI's taxonomy places the organism in Eukaryota, Metazoa, Chordata, Actinopteri, Siluriformes, Trichomycteridae. Gene Ontology annotation, biological process: proteolysis. The transcript has 22 exons. Gene Ontology annotation, molecular function: calcium-dependent cysteine-type endopeptidase activity; calcium ion binding. The record is from RefSeq and is a predicted model, not a curated record. The coding region runs from base 155 to 2269 and encodes 704 amino acids.